AAGAAAGAGCCAGCCGGCUAAAGCAUAUACGAGAAAGAGGGGAAGAAAAAUUGACAUCUUGUAAAGUGAAAUCAAGUUUAAAAAUUUUGACAUUUCGGGAGUGCUUUGGGAUUUCAAUAAAUAAUACUUCGUCUUCGGAUUCCUUUGCCAAAAGCAGUGAAAACUUAUGAAAGUUUAGGAUUGUGUUUUUUCAGCUCACCUUGUAUUUCAAUCAAAGAGGGCUCCCUUUUUACUCGUUAAUGGAUCCCAAGGGUUCUAAGGAAUUACCCAACUUCUUGAGCCUGCCAACACAACCACAACAACAGCUUCAAAACAUGGGUGAGAGCAAAACAGCUGAAACGAAGGAUGUUGUUGUUGCAGAUAAAGAAGAAGGGAAGAAACAACAGUUGGCCCCAAAGAGGAGUUCUAACAAGGACAGGCAUAUCAAAGUUGAAGGAAGAGGUAGAAGGAUAAGGAUGCCUGCCUUAUGUGCAGCUAGGAUCUUUCAGUUGACCAGGGAAUUGGGUCACAAAUCUGAUGGGGAAACCAUACAGUGGUUGUUACAACAAGCUGAACCAUCGAUAAUAGCCGCCACGGGGAGCGGAACGAUACCGGCAUCUGCUUUGGCGGCUGCUGGAGCCUCAGUUUCACAGCAAGGGGGCUCUCUAUCAGCGGGGUUGCACCAAAAGAUGGAAGAUUUAGGGGGGUCCAGUGUAGGGUCAGGGAGCAGUAGGACCAAUUGGGGAAUGGUUGGUGGCAAUUUGGGAAGACCCCCUCAUGUGGCAGCAGGGUCAUGGCCCCCAGUCAGUGGUUAUGGGUUUCAGUCGUCAUCUGCUCCAUCUACAACAAAUUUAGGCAGUGAAGGUUCUAAUUAUCUUCAAAAGAUUGGGUUUCCUGGUUUUGACUUGACAGCUACUACCAUGGGUCAGAUGAGUUUCACCUCAAUGCUGGGUGCGGCUAACCAACAGCUCCCUGGUUUGGAACUUGGGUUGUCUCAAGAAGGUCAUUUUGGGGUUCUAAAUCCUCAAGCCUUGACCCAGAUUUAUCAGCAGAUGGGGCAGGCGAGAGUGCAUCAACAACAGCAACAACAGAACCACCAUCACCACCACCACCACCACAACCAGCCUUCUGCUAAAGAUGAUUCCGAAGGAUCAGGCGAGUAAAGUUAUCAACUUUGGGAGCAAGAUCAAAAAGUAGCAUGGCUGAGAGAGGAUGACCUCCUUUUCUUGUAAUGCUUUUCAAUAUUGUAUAAUUGGAGAAAAAAAAAUAGUGAGAAAAAAUGGAUAAUUUGCCUCUCAGAAAUCUAUGGUGAUUGGAUGGAUAUUUUUGCCCCCUUCUUUCUGCACUGCAUCACCCGGAUUUCCAUUACAGAGGUGGAGCUUUGGACAGCCUAGUAGCUUGGUUUUGGGCUUAUCUUCUGGUUUGAUUCAUAGGUGUGUUGAUUAGUACAAGGCAAAUUUAAUAGUCUUCUUCUCUAGGUCUGGAUGGAGUUGUAAUCAGUUGUUUGUGAAAUUAAAAAUAGCAAUUUGUUGUCAUGCAUGUCCAGUUUCUUCUUAUAUGAAGUAAGAACUCUUAUUUCUCUAGAAGAAAUAAAGUGCAAAUUAUUGAUUA
This is a messenger RNA of Gossypium raimondii (Peruvian cotton), 1590 nucleotides long. RefSeq names its product transcription factor TCP20. Gene Ontology annotation, molecular function: sequence-specific DNA binding; DNA-binding transcription factor activity. Lineage: Eukaryota; Viridiplantae; Streptophyta; Magnoliopsida; Malvales; Malvaceae. The coding region runs from base 240 to 1142 and encodes 300 amino acids. The record is from RefSeq and is a predicted model, not a curated record. The transcript has 2 exons. Gene Ontology annotation, cellular component: nucleus.